Messenger RNA from Penicillium mononematosum, 1242 nucleotides. Its product is annotated as wax synthase family protein. Gene Ontology annotation, biological process: lipid metabolic process. The transcript is spliced from 2 exons. The coding region runs from base 1 to 1242 and encodes 413 amino acids. The record is from RefSeq and is a predicted model, not a curated record. Lineage: Eukaryota; Fungi; Ascomycota; Eurotiomycetes; Eurotiales; Aspergillaceae.
AUGGCUGAAAUGGAUGCUUCCUCGUGGAAACCCACGACAUUGGAAACGAAGCCGUUCUCCCUCGACAGCGGACACUAUACAGCCCUAGCCUUUGUCCUCGCCGUCUGCAUUACUUGUGCAGUACAGGCAUUCCUUGCCCGGCCACCUUCAGUACCAGACCGGGCCGUCCUCUACACAUCGGGUGUUCUUAUGGGCAAUCUGCUAGCGCGCUACUUUGACCGAUUGUACACGACCGUCCCAGAGAAAACAUUCCACCGCAUCAUCGAGUCCCAAACUCUUGAGGAUACAGCCCGGCUUUCUGUACCUAAGCGCUUUUUCUGGGCCCUGGAACUCUUCAGCGUCACGCGCGGUAUCGGCUGGAACUGGCGCGUCGCCGGCAUUCCCAAAUCCCCGGUGCCAACCACCAGAUUCCAAUUCGCUGCAGCCCAGCUCCUCAGAUGGACUGCUAUGUACGCGGGUCUACAUCUCGUCAACGUGACCUGUCAAGUCGUCUCGUCAAACCCAAACGCCAUCCCCUCGCUUCCAGGCAAUUUGCACAUCUACGCCCUGAUUGUGUGCGGCUUUGCCAUCACAAUAUACAGCCAUUUCGCUAUUCUAAUGCUCCCGCUCUCGGCUAUCUGUGUCGGCCUCCAAGUCGGCCCUCGCUCGUGGCAGGAUGUUGCCUCCUGGCCACCAAAUUUCGGUAGUGUUCGCGAAGCAUACAGCAUUCGCCGAUUCUGGGGGUACACUUGGCACCAGCAGCUACGACGACAGGCUGGUGCGCCUGGUGCAUAUCUUAUUAGCUUGAUGCCGGACAGUGUGACAACGUCUAAACGGACGUCUGUUAGACUGGCGAGACGGUACUCACUCCUCAUGAUGAGUUUUGUCAUCUCGGGGCUAAUUCAUGCGUGUGGAACCUACCAAGUGACACGAGCACUUGGCCUGCCUUUUUCGGAUGGCGGGGAGAUGAAGUAUUUUGUGUUACAGGGGAUGGCAAUCAUAGCAGAGGAUUUUGGUUGUUGGGUGUUGGGUAUUGACGAUCGGGGAACACAGCCUGGGGUGACGCGGCGAUGGAUGGGGUAUGCAAUCACUUUAUCUUGGUAUGUCUGGAGUCGAGUACAGCUGAAAGGUGUGCCGGUAGCUCUGGCGAUGGGGAUUGAGGAUGAGAGGGGGGACUUGUUUGCUGCAUUGGAGCUGGUUCGGCUGUCUGCUGUAGCGGUGCCGGGCAAUUUUGUGGCGAUGGCAUGGGAGAUGAUUUGGUGA